Molecule: messenger RNA, 1919 nt
Organism: Radiomyces spectabilis
Lineage: Eukaryota; Fungi; Mucoromycota; Mucoromycetes; Mucorales; Radiomycetaceae
Exons: 11
Coding region: 198-1529 (443 amino acids)
Cellular component (GO): cytoplasm; nucleus
Source: RefSeq, a predicted model, not a curated record
UUCUCUUUGAAUUUUCGAUGUUUUAAUUUCCCUUCUGAAGCAACGAUUACCAGCAAGGGAACCCCAUCCUUUUUCCUUAUUUCAAACUCAAUCCAACCUUUCCAAAGUGACGUUUUCUCCUUUACUUGCAGAAACUUUCUUGGUUACUUAAAUUCCCUCAAUUCUCCCAUUCUAUAAUCUUCUUCCUUUAUCUCCCCAUGACUCUCGGUACAAUUCCAGUUCAAGAAAUACCUGUCCUUGAAAACCUGAUCACCAUUCGCCAUAAAUUGUCAGCUUUGAAAAAAGACCGGGAAUCGUAUCCAAAGCCUGAUAUUAUUGUCGCCUUGUAUGAAGAAACAGAGAAGGAAGUUGAACGUAUCGGUUCCAUACGUCAGAACAAGAUCUGGGAAGCAAGCACACGCAAUCGAGUGAAUGACGUGCUCGACGAUGUCAUGUCCCUAUUGUCACUGUUCUUUAUGAGCAUUGGAAGAAACCGCGAAAGUCCGGCGGUGUACGCCCAGCUGAUAACAGUUGAACGUUAUUUGGAUCAGUUAUCUCAAAUGGGAAUUUACACUGACUCUAUCCUUAUUGAAAUUGAGGAAAGACUGCAAGAUAUAGCCGACAUCCUUGAGGCUGACUCGCAACGUUCCCAAGGCACUCACUCUUACUUUCUUGAUUUGUUGAAACAAAAACAUGCACGCUGCAAAUCUGCUCUGGAAAGCCUCUUGAUCACCAUUCGCGAUGUGUCGCCAAAAUUGAAACCAACGCAGGAAGCACUAGUGGAUCUACGCCGAGAAUUAUCUCGAAUGGCGCAGAAUCCGAAUGGAUUCACCGCAAAUGAUAUUCAUCCUUUCCAAGAAAAACUCCGACAAAUAGACCAUGCAGCAUCCGACAUAUUAGCUUCAAAAGAUGGACCAAAACCAAAAGGGCAUGCUCUCAUUAUUGGUCUGUUGGAACAGCUUUACGAGGAAACUCAUGAUUUGGUUGCUUCAACAGACAAUGUCUCUGAAGCUCUGGUGCCUAUUGCUGAUCGUCUAAAGCAAAUUAAGGCUCAGCUCGAACGAUUGGCAUUGACUCAUCGAUGGACACUGCGAGAAACAGAUUUGUACACAUUCCAGUUGCAACUGCAAGAAAUUGAAAAACUACGACAUAAUGGCAAGUUCCGUGAUUCUCGGGCACCGGAAGCUGUUCCGGAUGGUCAAGCGUUGAUCAACUUUUUAUUGCGUGGUUGCUAUCGUCUCAUGUCCAAGAUGUUAAGCGAGAACGUGCCAGUAGCGGAAGCAUUGAUGCCUGUCCAUAAUCAGCUCAGUACACUGCGGCGAUGUCUUGUAGAAGUAACAAAAUGGGGUAAACCCGAUUCAGCACGCGACCUCUAUCCUUAUCAAAUGAAACUGGCGAGCAUUGACAAUAUGCGUAUUAAUGGCGUAUUUUAUGACGAAGAAGGCAAUAUUCCUGAAGGCCAAGCGAUCUGUAUAGCAUUGCUGAACGAAUGCUACGACAUUAUCCACGAUCUCAUUGCUGCUCUUGACGAUGAUAAACUCGCUCACUGAUUGACGUGUUUUUGUUUAUCGAUUCCAUUCCAUUCAAAACCACAGCAAUCAAUAAAAAAAGGCAGAACAAUUGAAGAAAAAGGUUCAAUUAGCCCGUCAUGAAAGCGGCCAUGAGUGUUUAUUGACUCUCUUUUUUUAAUCGAAGAGACCGAAACCCAUAUCUUCAUCGGAUUCCUCCUUCUCCUCUUCCUUCUCCUCAGCGGGAGCUUCAGCAGCACCGCCAGCAGCGGCACCAGCAGCAGGAGCAGCAGCACCACCAGCACCGGGAGUACCAACGCUCAUGAGGAGCUCACCAAAGUUCUGACCGGCGAGGGCCUUGGCGUAAAGGCUGAACCAGACGGGUUCAACGUCAAUACCAGCAGCCUUGACAAGGGUUUGGAGCUUGUCGGC